UCAACAGACACCAGCGGACUAAUAUCGAUUCGGGCAGCCGAUUAGGACUAAAAGGCCCUUCGAGAACAAUUUGUCCCCCGGUGCGCCUUAAGCUUUCCACGGUGCGGUACGAUCCGCCAUCCAGCCAUCCCGAAUGCUCACCAGUAAUCAUCCUCCUUCAUUCUCACUCUCUGCUGCUCCCUGUCUUGUUCUCCGUCUCGCUUUACGCCUCUCCUACUCGUUUGGUGUAUCUCUUUUUCUCCCUCCAGCGCUCCCUUCUCCGCUACGUUCUCUCUCCCCUGAUUCCCCUCUCUCUCUCCUCCCCACCUCGCCGAGCUCUACGGUCAUGGCGAUUUUCCCCACGCUGGAAAACCCGAAGAAAGGAAAUUCUCAGAGAGAGCGGGUCUAUCAAAUACAUUAUUUCUGUUAUCGUUCCUGCCGCUUGGCAAUGGCACUGCUGGCAGCAGUAGUAGCCGCUGUACAGCCAUUCACGAUGUAAAGACAAACGUUGAAUAAUAUCGUUAGCCGUAAUCCGGCAGUGCAUUUAAACACUUUGGGAAAUAGCCGUAUAUUUCGGUGUGACGUAGCAUUCGAUACGCGUCGGCUGGAUGCGCGCGCAGAACGUAGGGGCGCAAAGGACUGCGGUGGUGGGGCGAACUCUCUAGUAGAGAACAUGAGGCGCUCGAGCCAGGGGUGGAAUUACGUUGGUAUAGCUGGCGAGAAGGGUGCGCCCUAGUUCGCCUCGGCGUUUCUUUUUCGUUUCGCGAGAAAUUCCCGUGCGCUGCUGCAGUUUCGCGUGCGCCCUUUGAAUAAUGCGUUGCCUCGGCGAGGACUUGCCGACCUGGACGUGGAACACGACGAGUAUCGGGACUCUUCUGGCGUCUCCUUUUCAUCGUCCCGAGGCGAGAGUGUCGCCGCGCGAGACUGUACGACGGUGGUGAUUCUUUUUUCAUCUUGACUCUACGACGACGAGACGUUAGUAGAACAAGGACGUUUUCUUGGACAGAAUUGAAAGACAAGAAGAGAAAAGACAUUUGUGGAGCAGAAAGAGUGCCGUGUAUCCUAAUCGCGUGUGAAAAUUGUGUCCUGUCUUUUUGUGUUAAAUGUGACGGGAUAUUAUCAUGGUGUCGCCGGGGUCGAACACUAACUUGUGAUCUUUUCUGAUAUGUCAACCCGCUUUAUGGUUGCACGAGGAUAAUUUUUAACCUUUCAAGACGUAAUAUGACGUGUGCUGAUAUGACGAGUCACGGACGGAUGAUUCGGGACCGCUUGAUCCGCCUCGUUUACAUAAUUAGCCUCCGGUGCAGAGACGACGGACUGGAGUGAGUGUGCGUAAUUUUUGUGAAGGGUGAGAAGGACGAAGUAAGCAGACGCAGGGGACGCUGGGGACUUAGGGUCUGGUAGAGUGACGAGGGUGACUGCGAGUGAGAGAGAGAGAGAGGGAGGAAGAGAAAGAAGUGAGAAUAAGGGAGAAAGAGAGAGAAAAGGUUAGAGAUCGAGGGAGAGAAAAAUGGGCUCUCGUUGGAGCUCCGUGGAGGCGAGGCACGCGAAAAUGUUUUCCACCCAGUGAAGCACGUAAGGGAGAGCCCGGAGCUAAAGAACGAGAGUGAGCGAUACGAGAUAAACGUGAAACACCAUGGACCUGUUACCCCUACUGUACGCUUCAGCUAUGUUUAUCAUUGUGUUCGGUGAGAAGUGCGCCGACGACUGUUCCUGCAAAUGGAAGAGUGGGAAACGUACGGUGGAGUGCAUAGAUCGCUCCUUGACUGGUAUACCCGAGUGGAUCGAUCCGGAGACCCAAGUGUUGGACACAAGCGGCAACGACAUCAGAGUGCUGCCGAGCAAUAUUUUUAUACGGCUACAUCUGACGAAUUUGCAGAGGCUAUACCUACGCGGUUGCCAUAUCGACCGAAUCGAUAACAAGGCUUUGGCCGGUUUGACUAAUCUCGUCGAGCUGGAUUUGAGCAAUAACCUAUUGAGCGGAGUACCGGGCGCCUGCUUCGCGGACGUCCCUUUUCUCAGGGACCUCAUCCUCGCGUUCAACCCCAUAUACAAAGUAUUUUCGUACGCCUUUAAGAACACGACGAACCUCGUAAAGCUGGACCUAUCCAACAGUCAGAUUUCAGAGGUCGAGUCGAACGCGUUCCAAGGCCUGGAUCUACUGGAGAGUCUCAAGCUCAAUAACAAUGGUCUCAGUACACUUCAUCCGGGAACGUUUGACCCGCUGAAGAAGCUCACGAGUAUCGAGCUCCAUGACAAUCCUUGGGUAUGCGACUGUCAUCUGCGUGACAUGAAGAUGUGGCUGGUUAAGCACAAUGUACCGACCCUCGUGACGCCUCGUUGUCAAAAACCAGAUUUCAUCGCGGACAAGACAUUCGCCGACCUCACGAUUGACGACUUCGCCUGCCGUCCUGUCCUUCUUAUCGCGAGUCCCUAUAGCGAAGCGACGAUCGGCGAGAACGCCAGCAUAGUCUGUAGAGUGAGCGCCAUACCACCAGCUCAUAUCAGAUGGUACUGGAACGGUCGUCUACUCGCGAAUCACUCCUCCUUCAGUAGCUUCCAGAAGAUAAUCAUCUACGAGGUGGGACAGUUUCGCAAGAAGAGCACCCUCGUUCUGACAAAUGCUCAGGAGGACGACUCCAGUGAGUUCUUGUGCAUGGCUGAAAAUCGCGCUGGGACCGCCGAGGGUAAUUUCACCCUCAACGUAUCCCUCAGGACCGCCGGCAUGUCGACCUUAGGAUCCGGCCAGAUUGCCGGCAUCUCAGCCGCCCUGGUCGUCCUCAUACUCUUCAUUCUUCUCAUCAUACUCGUCCUGUUCAUCCGUCUGAGGCGUAUGCCCUUCAAGGAAUCCAAGUCCUCGGCGCCGCUCGAGGGUGUUCCGGAUAACAGCGCGCCGGAGAGUGCGAGUACGCGCCGAAAAAACGACAAUACCGAGACGACCUCGUUCAGCGAGUUCUCGAAGCCGCCGGUCUCCCUGAACCUCAGCUACGUUCAGCGACCGCAGCAGACCCUCACCGAGGAAACGGACUACAGCCUGGAACGUCGCGUCCUCGAGGAAAGUCAUCAGCAGCCGAUGAGAGUACCACCUGGGGGUCCUUGCUUCUCGUCGACGAUAUCGCUGAUGCCUAUUGACAACCCGGAUCUUAUUCGCGACACGCGUCGAGGUUCAGCGGAAGAGCUCGUAGCGGAAUAUUCAGCCACGGACUAUCCCCGGGUCGACCUCGACGGAAACGGGAAACUACUGUACUCGGGCUGUCUCUGGGACCGGGAGAGGACUUCCGUUUCCGUUAAUACCUACCCCUCGAAGGAAGCCCUGGCGUCGAUAAUUGCUCCGGUCGAGCCCUUUCCUCCUGGUGCUAAGCAGAUUCGUGUCUGGCAGAAAGGGGUUCCCGUUCUUCCACCAGUUUCCGCCCUGAAGCGCGUCCUCGGCUCGACACGCAGCUCUCCUGACGAGGGAUAUCAAGAAGGCACCGGGACGGACGUCUAGGUACCGCUGCUUCAUUACUGCGACGCCCGGCAUCGCUACUUGGAGUUACGCAGAAGGCAUCACGACGAUGAGAAUGAUUAAAACGAACGCGCGCGGGUUUCAUGUUAUAAAAGGAGCUCGCGGUUCGUAAUCGUAUCGUGCCGGACGGGCGGUAGUGAAAUUCAUGAUCAGGAUAUCUCAAUCGUCAUCGAGACAUGAUGAUUAUUUGUGCCCAACGGUAGACUCACGAAUAGUCACGAUGACCGAAAACACAUACACACACGCAUACAAUAAUAUACGCAUUACAUUGGUUACAUAAUAUUAACACACUGUGUGACAUACGAACACGGGCGGUGAUACACGGACAUAAUCGAGACUGGACAAUGUCAUUGUUUCAGUGGUCUUAUAGCACAAUAUUGACGGGUAAUUUCUAUACGGCUAAGCCAAAUACAUACAAAUUUAUAAGUAAAGACUGUAAAUGUUCCAAAAAUGUAUAGAUAGCCAGGGCAAAUUAUUAAAGUAACACGUUGGUAUAAAUGGAUUUUCUAGUCAAUUCAAUUAGAAACGUUUAGGGAAAGUCUGAGGGCUCUCGUAAGAGGGCUUCGCAGGCAUUAGUAGCCUAGGUUGACGUUUCUUUAUCAUUGUCUUUAUCAUUCUCGCACCUUGUCUAGCUUUCCCCAUGUUACUACCAGCCCUAUUUGCCAUAGCUCAUUUUUACGUUAGAUCAUUUAUAAAACGAGAGAACAAACGAAAGGAGGUAUCGUCGAGUGCUACGUGUUUUGAUGAAUUUCUCCGAGCAUUAAAGAUUUUAUAAUUUUAUGUUUUUCUAUCCGCUACUCGAUCGUUACGCAAUUAUUUCAGAGAUCGCCAUUGUUAACGAUCGACCGAAUAAUCGUUAAACAAUUCCGAUGUAUCGUCAUCGCGUGCCAAACCGACAUCCUUUAUCGACGGGAUGUCUCGCGAAACGCAACCAAACCGGAAAUUCGAUCUUCUUCCGGCAGCCGCUAAAAAUGAUGAUCGAUAGAUCGAUGAUAGAUCUUGGAGACGAUCUUAUUAAAAAAAUAAAAGAAUUGGAAAAUUAUUCACUCGGGAAAUGAGGUAUGAUCAACAAUAAUCAAUUAAUAUCUGAGACCGAAGCCAAAUUGGCGGGUAAUUUGAAAUGUCUAUGGGUAUUAGGUGUUUCGUAUUAAUUAAAAGAGAGAAAGAGACGGAGAUACGCAAAGAAGAAACUUCAUUAAAAUGAAGAGCCCCUUAUUUCCCCUUCAUCCGUCACGUACAAUGUGAUCGUUGAGUUAUCAUCGCUGAAUAAAAUGUUCCAAUCGCGAUGAACGUUCUCAUUCAUAAUAAAUGGAUAAUCGAGUAUGACGUAAACUUCGAGUCUCUCCUGCGAUUCCUCGAGUCUCGCCAAUGAAAACGAACCCAAAGGACAGACCUGUUCGUUUGCCGCCGACACUCUCGAUGAGGUUUCAAGCCACGUUCAUUGUGCGUUCCCCGUGCUCCCGUAUACUCAUCACGUACGUGACGGACGGCUGUGAGAAAGGGAAGGCGGCCACCCUCUCAAAUUGCAAAUGAAAGCUAUCGAUCGGCCAUUGGUAAACUUAAGAUUUAUUGGAAGGCUGUUCGAGGAUAUUAGACAUUCUGAUAGCGAGGGCGUCAUAUAUCGUGGUUGCUUCGCGACGUGUACAUGGAGGCGAACGUAAAGAAGAAAAAAAGAGAAAACAAAAAAAUAUAGGAAAAGAAUAGAAAGGAAGGAAGCAGAGAGCCGAAGGAUGAAAAAAGAAAAAGAAUUGAACCGAAAGAAAGAGGUCAACGUUCCCUUCCUGCAGUCUCUCUUCCCCCCCCCCGCCCCCCUCCUACUCUGUCUCCUUUACUUCUAGAUUUUUCUCCAUAUCCUUUUUUUUCCACAUUCAUCUCCCACACGGCCGAGACACGUUAGCUUGAAAUGUUGCCAGAACGAUUAGGGAACGUGGGCACUGUGCUUACUGGUUACUGUAGUAACGACGCCUUACGGUAUCUGUUCCAAUGCUGAGUUACACGUGAUGUCUCAUCUCGUGUGAUAACCACGCGAUUUAGAUGACAUCCGAUCACUCGUUUCGUAUGUCACGUGUAUAAUAUUAAUUUGUAAAAAUUCGUUAUGGCUUUCGUUAUGCUUCCUUUGUUUACGUUGUUUUCCCUUCCGCACGAUUCUCUUAUCCGAGUAACUAAUCACUUUUCGACAGAUCGAUAAGUAGUUUCGUUUCAAAACGUGCACUCAUUUUCUAUGUGGUUACUAAAGGAUAACUACCCGCUAAGUAUUACUGCGCGAAAUCUUUUUAGGUUAAAGUGACCUGCACGGGCUCGUCACAUUUAAAACGAGCUCGAAAGGCCAUUGGCGAAGUCGCUAUUACUUCCUCGCGACUCGCUAAUCGUUCUCGAUUUAUUUUACCUUAGUCGACUAACAAACCUAGUCAUAUUUUUUAUGAAAAUAUUCUCAAGUACUUUCACGAUAUAUCUUUCGUUGUACAUACCGUAGCUCUGUCACACCGAUAUUUUACACGCAUGCGCAGAAACGUCAUUUUGAUCAUACCUUCUUUACCGAUCGAUGGCAAAGGAUCUCAGGUUGAGAUAUUUCCACGGUCUGAAUUGACAGUUACGAAAUCGCGUGAGUGAACUACACUUGGUAUUUGGUCGUGUUUUUCUUUCGUAGAAGAUAUAUUUUUUUUCACUCACCCUCGUUUCAUUAUCAUUUCAAAUCGGAAUCGCUCCCCUCGAGGGAUACCCGAAUUCGGCCGUACCUCGUGCAUAUCUGUAGCAUGCAUAUCGACGAUUGACGUCAAAGGAUGGAUCUCUGACAGGCGUCAUGGAAUCCAGAAGAAAUACAUAUAGAAGGCAUCGAUGAAUAAAUUUUGGAGGCUACGAAUGUAAACCUAGCAAAUGACUCGAAGACAUAGUUUAUAACCGUAAGAACCUUAAGGAUGUUAAUGAUGUACAAAAUGUGUAAUUUAGUGUUGCAGGUAUACCGUCGAAUGACGUAACCUUAAUUAUUUUUCUUCAUUAAAAAAAAAACAUGGAAAUAGACGAGAACGAAACACACCCACACGAUCACAGACACACGCAUAAACACGGUGUAAGGAUAAAAAAUGAGAAAUCUAUAGAUGAACAUUUGAGAAAUAAAAAGAAAAAUAUUACGAGAGACACUUUCAAGAGUUACACAUAAUUUUUUUCUCGAACGUAUACAUAUUAUAUACGUAUCAUAGACACACGGUAAAUACAUAUGUGCUAUAACGACAGUUGUCGAAAUAAACUUUUUUCGAUCA
Molecule: messenger RNA, 6741 nt
Organism: Cephus cinctus (wheat stem sawfly)
Lineage: Eukaryota; Metazoa; Arthropoda; Insecta; Hymenoptera; Cephidae
Product: leucine-rich repeat, immunoglobulin-like domain and transmembrane domain-containing protein 2
Exons: 1
Coding region: 1616-3466 (616 amino acids)
Molecular function (GO): protein binding
Source: RefSeq, a predicted model, not a curated record